This is a messenger RNA of Limulus polyphemus (Atlantic horseshoe crab), 1318 nucleotides long. Its product is annotated as hippocampus abundant transcript 1 protein-like. The record is from RefSeq and is a predicted model, not a curated record. The annotation marks the transcript as partial. Gene Ontology annotation, cellular component: membrane. Gene Ontology annotation, biological process: transmembrane transport. Gene Ontology annotation, molecular function: transmembrane transporter activity. NCBI's taxonomy places the organism in Eukaryota, Metazoa, Arthropoda, Merostomata, Xiphosura, Limulidae. The transcript is spliced from 9 exons.
GGGUUUCUGUCUUUUUUCAGUGCACCCAUAGUGGGUGCUUUAUCAGAUGUCUUUGGCAGGAAGGUAUUUUUAUUGUUGGCAGUGAUUUUCACCUCUUCUCCUAUUCCACUUCUGAUUUUUAACAAAUGGUGGUACUUUAUAAUGAUCUCAGUGUCAGGUGUGUUUGCUGUUACCUUUUCUGUUUCAUUUGCCUAUGUAGCAGAUGUUACUGAAGAACAAAAAUUAAGUUUUGCUUAUGGUUUGUUGUCUGCUACAUUUGCAGCCAGCCUAGUCAUUAGCCCUGCUUUAGGAUCUUUCCUCUCACAGACUUACAGUGAUAACCUAGUGGCAGUGCUGGCAUCAGCCAUAGUACUGAUGGAUAUCAUCUUUAUUCUAGUAGCAGUACCAGAAUCCCUACCAGCCAAACUUCGACCUGGGUCCUGUGAUGCUAAAAUUUCAUGGGAGCAAACUGAUCCUUUUUCUGCACUUCGGAAGGUUGGGAAAGAUAAGACUAUCCUAAUGCUGUGUACAACAGUGUUUCUUUCUUUCCUGCCAGAAGCUGGCCAGUUCUCAUGUUUUUUUGUUUAUCUCAGAUUAGUAAUGGGUUUUUCAGCUGAAGAUGUUGUAUUAUUCAUUGCAGUUGUUGGCCUUCUCUGUUUAUUUGCACAAACAGUUAUUUUGCAAAUGCUAAUGAUGACACUGGGGAGUAAAAAUACCAUCAUGGUUGGAAUAUUUUUUGAGUUGCUUCAAUUGAGUUGUUAUGGCUUUUUUUCACAGAGGUGGAUUAUGUGGGCAGCAGGAUGGUUUCUUUCAAUGUGCAGCAUUACUUACCCAGCCAUCAGUGCUUUUGCAUCAACAUCUACUGAAGUUGAAAACCAAGGAGUGGCCCAAGGAAUGAUCACAGGAAUGAGGGGGCUGUGUAAUGGACUGGGUCCUGCUAUUUUUGGAUUUAUCUUUUAUCUCUCUGAUGUGGACUUAAACAAAGAAGCCUAUUUGAAACCUUUUGAGGCUCAGACGGGGGAAGCAUCAAAUUUUACUGGUGUGUCAAAUCCUGAGCUAGUCCCUGGACCACCUUUUGUACUUGGAGCUUGUCUUGUGAUGAUUGCUCUUCUAGUUACUGCUUUUAUUCCAGAAUCUCAACCAUUCAUCAACUCUGAACACUCUUCAACAUAUCAACAAACUUCAGCUCCAUUGACAACCACUACCAGUGAUUCUUGUCUCCACUACCAAAAACCCUUUUUGUAGUAAUUCAUUAUAGCCUUUUAACAUACAUUAGGUCUGAAUUAUAUUUGGAAGGGAUAACAUAAGAAUUUGUAAUGUACAAUGAAAUUAUUAUUAA